AUGGGUAAAUUGACUUCCACGAUCGGUAUUCCGAUCAAGCUCCUCAAUGAGGCUCAGGGCCACGUUGUUACCCUCGAGAUCACGUCUGGUGUCGUCUACCGCGGAAAACUCCUUGAGGCCGAGGAUAACAUGAACGUCCAACUGAAGGAUAUCACGGUCACUGCGCGCGACGGUCGCGUGUCACAUCUCGACCAGGUGUACAUUCGGGGAAGCCAUGUGAAGUUUUUCAUUGUGCCGGAUAUGCUUAGAAACGCUCCCAUGUUCCGCUCAAGGGGCCAGCGUGGUCGCGGUGUUGGUCUUGCUCGUGGUAAGGCUACGGUGCAGAGGGCGAGGGGACAGAGACGGGGUUAG
This is a messenger RNA of Aspergillus sclerotioniger CBS 115572, 351 nucleotides long. RefSeq names its product putative small nuclear ribonucleoprotein SmD3. Gene Ontology annotation, cellular component: precatalytic spliceosome; U2 snRNP; catalytic step 2 spliceosome. The coding region runs from base 1 to 351 and encodes 116 amino acids. NCBI's taxonomy places the organism in Eukaryota, Fungi, Ascomycota, Eurotiomycetes, Eurotiales, Aspergillaceae. Gene Ontology annotation, molecular function: RNA binding. Gene Ontology annotation, biological process: spliceosomal snRNP assembly; RNA processing. The transcript is spliced from 4 exons. The record is from RefSeq and is a predicted model, not a curated record.